Vidua chalybeata is the source of this 3389-nucleotide messenger RNA. It is a transcript of the gene TRMT9B, whose product is annotated as tRNA methyltransferase 9B (putative). Gene Ontology annotation, molecular function: tRNA binding; S-adenosylmethionine-dependent methyltransferase activity. Gene Ontology annotation, cellular component: cytoplasm; nucleus. The record is from RefSeq and is a predicted model, not a curated record. The transcript has 6 exons. Gene Ontology annotation, biological process: tRNA wobble uridine modification. Lineage: Eukaryota; Metazoa; Chordata; Aves; Passeriformes; Viduidae. Bases 386 to 1780 code for a protein of 464 amino acids.
UCAGGGGCGGCGGUGCCCGGAACCCCCCGCAGCCCGCCCGGCACCGGGGAGGGGGGAGCGCCCCGGCCGGGCCGGGGGUGGCUGGCAGGGGAAGAGGGACAGCCGUGCGGGUUGACUCCGGGGAGCGGCUGCCGUGAAUGGUAAUUGGAUCCUACAGUUAGGAGGACUCUAAGCUGUGAAUUUUAAGCAUGCUGUGUUAUCUGUGUUGUGGCCUGACUUAAGUUUCUAAGGAAUUGCAAUAAUGCUGCUGCAUUUCUGGGGUUUGGUGCUUUUGCCGCCACUGGUCAUUCUCUUGUCACCUAAAUGCUCCAAGUAAGAUCAAUGGAGGAACAUGUUCAUUUCUCCCUGCUGGCAACAACAGUAUGCUUCCAAAGGAGAAACCUGAAUGUUCUUGGAAAGUAAGCUCUAUGGGAUGGAACAUGAGGCUACCCAGCUAGAAAAGCAGCAUGUGCACAGUGUGUAUGAAAAUACAGCUGCCUACUUUAGUGACCUGCAGACCAAAGCAUGGCCUCGUGUUCGGAACUUUCUGCUGGAACAAAAGCCUGGCAGUCUCGUUGUUGAUAUAGGUUGUGGAACUGGAAAGUAUCUCAGUGUCAACAGUCAAGUGUAUAAUCUGGGCUGUGAUUACUGUGAAGGACUGGUAGAAAUUGCAAGGAAGAAAGGUGAUGAAGUUCUGGUGUGUGACAACCUUAACCUUCCCUUUAGGGAUCAGUGCUUCAAUGCAGUCAUUUCAAUUGGAGUGAUACAUCAUUUCUCAACUAAACAAAGGAGAAUCAAAGCAAUAAAGGAAAUGGCAAGGAUAUUGACACCUGGAGGCCAAAUAAUGAUUUAUGUUUGGGCUAUGGAGCAAAAGAAUCGUCGCUUUGAGAAACAAGAUGUAUUUGUUCCAUGGAAUAAGGCCUUGUGCUCACGCCAUUUUUCAGAAUCAAAUCAAUCUGGAGAUAAGGGUGAGUUUGUCCAUACUGCAAAAGGCCAAAACAUACAUCCUGCACAGCUUGUCAUCUCUGAGUGCAGCUACCAAAACAAUCUGCAGCCAGAAACUGAUUCAAAACAUCCCCGCAAUAUGGACCAUUGCUUACCCAGAGCCUGCUGCAUGAAAAUUUCUGAGGAAGAAAACAGAUUUUACAGUGCUUUAGGAAGAUCUUUCCGCUCAUGGUUUUUCUCCAGAUCCCUUGAUGAAUCAGCCCUGAGAAAGCAAAGUGACAAAAUGAAGCACCUGAAAAAUGAAGGAGUGUGGGCCAACAGUGCCGUACCCGUUCAACAUUCACGACACUGCAGUUUGGAUUUAGGUCACCAUGGGGCACUGUUAAAUGAACAGAGUUUAGAUGAUGAUGAUGAUGUGUUUGUGGAAAGCCUGUCUCUCAAAAAACCACAGUGGUCACCAGCCGCAGAUGCACUGAAGGAUUUAAGUUUAAAUGGAGGACACCAAAGUGUAGCUCAGAGCAAGGGGGACAAAGCUCCAUUUAUAAAUGGCCCAGUGGAAGACAGGGACUGCAUUUGUGGUUGUAAUAAAGAUGGUGCUGGAAAGUCUGAUACCUGCAAGUUUUUCAAAAGAACUUCAACAACUGACUCCACUGACUCAGCUUUGGAUUCAGCAGUGUCUGUUGGAGACCAAACUGAUGCCAUGUUGGAUGCAAAGGCCUUCAUGCGUUAUUACCAUGUUUUUCGGGAAGGGGAGCUGAGUUCUCUGGUGGAAGAGAAUGUGCCUGAGCUUCAGAUACUUUCGUCCUGCUAUGACCAUGGAAACUGGUGCAUUAUUGCAGAGAGAAGAGGAAUAUAGCUAUAAAGAGAACAAAGCAGAAUCCAGUGACUGAGAAUUUUAAGCUCUUCCUUGUGUUACUGUGAUUGUGCAGUGCGACAUGGAACUUGAAUCUUGUAGUUGUGUGCCAUUCAUUUUUGAGUUAUUAACUAUUUAACUAGCUAAUUCAAGGUCUGUAUAUAGGAAUGUAAGUGGUAGACAAUAUUUAUGUUUUGUUAAACUUUUAUGAAGUUAAAACUGUAGAGUUUUAUAUUGCUGUUAGCAAAUAAUUGUGUUUUAAAACUUACUUUUCUAUUGAGAAAUAAACCUUUUUAUAAAACAAGGUUCAGGGCAUCUUUUAUGAGAAAUAUCCUCUUGGUAGAAAGUCUAGUCUUUGUUCUUCAGAUGCCAGAAGUUUGUCACAUUGCUCCCUAUUCUUGAAGUCCUAUAAAAGAGACAUAGACACUAUGUCUAAAAUUGUACUUGACUGUACACUGGUAGAGUGCAUGCUGCAGAACUGGGAGCAAGCAUGGUCCCAGUGCUCCUUAGUUGGGAGUAGAGUUAUUAAUGGGCAAAAAACUGUGUACCAAACAAGCUCUGCAUAUUCUGUCAUUUGAUGUUUGUAUUUAGGAGCAAAUGACAGGACAGAUUUUGGACAGUAUUUUUUACUUUUUUUUUAAAAAUAAUUUAAUUUGUUUCUCAGGUGCAGGUGAAGUUUUAUGUGUUAGCUCUCACAAAUACAUUAUCUUAAUUUCAUUGGCUAUAGUUUUUCAUUGGCUUUGUGUAUAUAAAAGUCAGAGGGAUUUGUGAGAGUGUGAGUAUUAUGUAAAGUUCUAAAAUAUCAAAUCCUUGAAAUACAUAUAUCUUUUUGAUAAGCCUGGGAAGCUACGAUUAAAUUAAUAAAAAUGCAGUGCAUAUCUGGUCAGCUGUUGUAUUUACUUUUCUUGUUCACAGACAUGAGAAUAUAUAUUAACGGUGUGUUAAAUAACAUAGAAGGAAGAGGAUAAGCCCAGUUUGCAUAUAAAUAACAAAUUCUUGUCCUAUGAAGUUUAAACGAACCUUUUGAGACCUAAGUGAUAAUAGAUGGUUUACACAACUUUUCUAUUCCCUGCAAGACAUACCAUCACUAUCCAUCUGUAGUAGGUUUAGAAUUUUAUAGUGCUGGGGAUAAAAAGCAGCUGGCUUCAGAAAAUCAGCAGUGGAACUGCCAACAGAAGCAGCGCUAGAAGAGGCUAAUUGCCUCAUUAGCACAGAGUUACUCCAUUCCUGGGCUUAAUUCAUAGUUAGUGGCUGCAGUGCAGGGCACAUCUUCAACUGGUGUGAUUUCGUGACCUUUAAUGGAGCUGCACAUAUUUCCCCUUCCCCGCUCCCUACCCCCCCCCCCCCCCAAAAAAAAAAAGAACCCCAAAACCCCUUUUGUUACAGCAGUUUUAAAGAGCUAUAUAAUUAAGAUGUAUGCCCUAUUAUUGAGCAAGUAACUCUGAAUACAAGGCAAUAGGAGUGAAAUGCCAAGCUUUUGCCAUCUAUGCUGCAUGAGCAGGUGGAUUUGGGAUUGUUCAGUAGAAAACCUUGAUGGUGCUGAGUAUUUUUUGAUGUAGCUUCCCAGCUGUUAAUUGCCACAUGUUAAUGUAUUAUAAAUUUAUUUACUGGA